Molecule: messenger RNA, 1092 nt
Organism: Striga asiatica
Lineage: Eukaryota; Viridiplantae; Streptophyta; Magnoliopsida; Lamiales; Orobanchaceae
Source: the annotation of a GenBank genome assembly
AUGUCCUCUCAUCUCACCCCUUCUUCUCCUCAGUCCACGACCACCACCCCUUCCCCGCGCCGCCCAAUUACCGGCGAUGACAAACUCGCUCCGCCGUUAAAACCAGAGCUCCCAUCCGGCCCAACGCCGGCGACUAAAUCCGCGGCUUUCUCGAGCCGCGAGGACUGCUGGUCCGAGGAGGCAACUCGAACUCUGAUUGAUGCCUGGGGAUCUCGCUACCUUCAACUCAACCGGGGAAACCUCCGGCAGAAUCACUGGCGGGAGGUCGCCGACGCCGUCAACAGGCUCCACGCCUCGUCCGUCAAGCUCCGACGCACCGACGUCCAGUGCAAGAACCGCAUCGACACCACGAAGAAGAAGUACAAGAUCGAGAAGUCGAGGGUUGUCCAAUCGAAGGGCCGGUACGUCUCUUCGUGGGCCCACUACGAGAGCCUCGACUCCCUCAUCGGAGAUUCCGUCUCCAGUAACAAAGGCAUCAGCAGCGCCAACGGACACACCAGAGCCCUUCGCCGGCGAGUUUCCUCGUCUCCGGAACCCUCGCCGUCCCCGACGCCUCCGCCAUCGGAGGCGGAGAUCCACCGCCGGAAGACUACUCCGGCUAUUCAUAUACCGGAGAAAGAUCCGGCCAUGAGCCCUUGGCUGAAGCUACCAUAUUCUGUGCCGGUGGGACCCAGAUCAAAGCGUGCAGGGUCGGGAAGCAUUACUGAGAGGAAUUUCUCGGUGAUGGCAGCAGCUGCGGCAGCGAUGGAGGCUGAACAGGAUGAUGAUGAGGAAGACAAUGAUGAGUAUGAGGAUGAAACAUGGGGCCGUUACCUGGAGACCAGAGGAAGGAAAAGGAAGAAGCCCGUGAAAAAGGAGGAGUCAAUUGUGGGAGAAGGGUAUUGGAAAUUGGCAGAAGCAAUUGGAAGGUUAGCACACACAUAUCAAAAGGUCGAGGAGGCAAAGCAGGAGCAGAUGGUGGAGCUGGAGAAACAAAGAAUGCAGUUUGCAAAGGAUUUGGAGAUUCAAAGAAUGAAGGUCUUCAUGGAGUCACAGGUCCAGCUUGAGAAGCUGAAUCGUGCGAAACGUAGCCCAGAAAAUAGUACGUCGUGA